AUGAAGAGAAAGGCGGCUGAGCAUCAAGAACCUCCGUCUACGCCCAAGCGGCAAGCGACGGAGAAUGUGCGGAGUACAGGUCGAAGUACACGCUCGACGCGACGUGCAGCGAGUCAGUCGCCGGAUAGUAUGCUGACGCCCUCGAAGCGGCCGCCUGUCAUGGUCCUGAUCAAAUCACCUAAGAAGUUCGCAAAGGAUGCUGCAGAGACUGUGAGGGCGGAGAGUGAUGAUGAGCUCACGGCAAAGCACGCACCAGUCUUGCUUGGUCGGUCCAAGGCCGCUGGGACGCCGAGCAAGGUGACAGCAUCGCCUGCAAGUAGGGGACAAGUGCCGGACUCGGCAUCAAGGCGGACGUUGAGGUCGACGCCUUCCAAAGCUACACCGACUAGGACGCGUCAAGCAUCACCUACGCGCGCCUCGACUCGAUCAAGCAGGGCAGCUAGCAUGGUAGAUCCACAACCGAGCAGCAGGAGCAAACGUUCUCGUGCCACGCCUGGCAAGGCGACGCCGAUUCGGGCCGGCGCCAAAGACAUACCAAGCGAUGUCACACCGUCCAAGAAAGGGACGAGAGAUGGCAAGACAAACAAUCUGCCCGCAGCUAUGGAGGACGUCGAUGCAGAAGCAGCGCCCAUCAUCACGGACGGUCCGGACGUUUACUUUGAAAAGAUGGCCAGCAAGGACAAGACCUCCAACAAUACGCUGGAAAAAGUCCCGUACCUAACGCAAUCUGAGUGUCUUUCUAUGCUCAAGUCGCACCAGCUCCCGUACGCAGCUGGAAUCAAACGGUUGUAUAAAGCCCAUAUUGGAUGCUUUACUGAAUGGCAAUUACAGCUCUCACUCGGCCACACCUUGUGUCUCUAUGGCUACGGUUCCAAGAAGCAGCUACUCGAGCAAUUCGUCAAACAGCACUUUACACCCUGGCAUAUCUGCGUCACUAUUCAAGGUUAUCAUCCAUCUACAGAUAUGCGGCGCAUCUGUUCCACCAUCACGCAAGCCCUCGGAAAGACGGGGUCCGAUGUGGCAGCCGUGUUGCGAGCGCUCGACGAUCAUGACGAGACGCUGAUUGUGCUCAUCCACAACAUUGAUGGAGAAAAUCUGAGGAAUGAGAAAGCGCAGAGCAUGUUGGUGCGCAUCCUCGAGCAUCCGCGCACACAGGCUAUUGUCAGUAUCGACCAUGUCAAAGCGCCUAUGCUCUGGGACGCACGCAAAACGAGCGCGUUGAAUCUCCUCUACCAUGAUGCCACGACGUUUGAGCCGUAUGCUGCUGAAACGGCACUCCAGCCGAGCAUCUUUGAUGCAAAGGCCUCCAAGCAACGACUUAUGGGCGAUCGCGGUAUCAGCUGGAUCCUGCAAACCUUAUCGCAAAAUGCAAAGACGAUUUUCAAGCUAUUGCUAGAGGAACAAAUCAGUCAUGACGGUGCUGGCGUCGAGUCGACCAGGUUGUAUGAGCUUGCGAGUCGAGCAUUCGCCGUGAGCAGCAAGAGUGCCUUUCAAGCACAACUCGGCGAGUUUCUCGACCACGAGAUUAUUGUUGCGAGCAAAGAAACGAACUAG
Protomyces lactucae-debilis is the source of this 1554-nucleotide messenger RNA. Its product is annotated as origin recognition complex subunit 2-domain-containing protein. Gene Ontology annotation, molecular function: DNA replication origin binding. Bases 1 to 1554 code for a protein of 517 amino acids. Lineage: Eukaryota; Fungi; Ascomycota; Taphrinomycetes; Taphrinales; Protomycetaceae. The transcript is spliced from 2 exons. The record is from RefSeq and is a predicted model, not a curated record. Gene Ontology annotation, biological process: DNA replication. Gene Ontology annotation, cellular component: nucleus; nuclear origin of replication recognition complex.